Zingiber officinale is the source of this 1028-nucleotide messenger RNA. Its product is annotated as protein TIFY 5A-like. The record is from RefSeq and is a predicted model, not a curated record. Gene Ontology annotation, biological process: regulation of defense response; response to wounding; regulation of jasmonic acid mediated signaling pathway. Bases 343 to 840 code for a protein of 165 amino acids. Gene Ontology annotation, cellular component: nucleus. The transcript is spliced from 2 exons. NCBI's taxonomy places the organism in Eukaryota, Viridiplantae, Streptophyta, Magnoliopsida, Zingiberales, Zingiberaceae.
CCCUGCAACAUGUUUUUCUCCCCCACUUUUUUUAUUGUAAUUAUAUAAAUCUUUCCAGCAAAUAAAUUAUUGACAGAACGGAUUCUCGCUUACCGAACAUUGGGAGCAACACAAAGCGUGUACGGAUCCAUCUCCCCGCCCCAGGAUUUCAAUUCCUGCACGUGGAAAAAUAUAUAUCCGAUUAAAGAACAAUUGCUAAAAACCAACAGGAUCGCGUGCCGAAGACGACGUCGCUUUCGUGACCAAGUAAACACCGCAUUCUCCACGUGCCGCAAAAUAUUUCUCGCGAAUCCGCGUAUUUAUUCGUCGCCUUCUCUUCUCCCUUCAACCCAAGAAGAGAAGAUGGAAAAGAGGUGUGACCCUGAGCUCCGGCUCUCCGUUGGCGGUCAGGCCGCCGCCGGCGAUGGCAGCAACUGGACGUCCAACUCUAUGAGACUCCACAGGAUGGAAUCAUGGUUGAGAUUCUCACCAGCUCACCAGCAGCAAGAACAGAUGAAGCAAAUGACGAUCUUAUAUAAAGGCAGGAUUUUUGUAUGUGACGCCACAGAGAUGCAAGCGAGAGCAAUUAUAUCCAUGGCCGAGAAGAUGGAAGAAAUAAUCGGAAAGCAAAACCUGAUUAGCCAACAUGAUCGGCAGCAGGAAGCCAUGGCGGAGUCUAACGUUCUGACUCUGCCUCCCACUCCGCCUUCUGAAACCUUGCCGCAGAUGCUUAACCCGGGCCAGUCGAUGAAGCGGUCGCUGCAGCGGUUUCUGCAGAAGAGGAAGGCUAGAGCUAGUGAAGUAACUCCUUACAAACAAACACCUAAAUUAUUGUUCCCACUUAAGCCUCAGCAUGCAUGAUAAGUAUUUGUGCUUCUCUUAGGUUGCAAGAAAAUAAUAUUGCCUUUUUUUUUUCUUUGUAAAUUUUUCCUGAUAUGUUUUAGGUGACACAGAUAUUGUUUGACAUAUCAGGUUUCUGGCAGAUUUUUAAUAUUCGAAUGUAUUCGUGUUGAUUAUAAAUACAACCUUUUGAACUUCUUUGAUUUCAA